This is a messenger RNA of Myotis brandtii (Brandt's bat), 3087 nucleotides long. RefSeq names its product coatomer protein complex, subunit beta 1 (gene COPB1). NCBI's taxonomy places the organism in Eukaryota, Metazoa, Chordata, Mammalia, Chiroptera, Vespertilionidae. Gene Ontology annotation, molecular function: structural molecule activity. Bases 61 to 2766 code for a protein of 901 amino acids. Gene Ontology annotation, cellular component: COPI vesicle coat; cytoplasm. The transcript has 20 exons. Gene Ontology annotation, biological process: intracellular protein transport; intra-Golgi vesicle-mediated transport; endoplasmic reticulum to Golgi vesicle-mediated transport. The record is from RefSeq and is a predicted model, not a curated record.
AUUUUUCUGGCAUCUGUUAUCCUUAAACCUUGUACCCAGGGUUGGUCAUCACCGGGCACCAUGACGGCUGCCGAGAAUGUGUGCUAUACGUUAAUUAACGUGCCAAUGGACUCGGAACCUCCAUCGGAAAUGAGCUUAAAAAAUGAUCUAGAAAAAGGAGAUGUGAAGUCAAAGACUGAAGCUUUGAAGAAAGUCAUCAUCAUGAUUCUGAAUGGUGAAAAGCUUCCUGGACUUCUGAUGACCAUCAUUCGUUUUGUGCUACCUCUUCAGGAUCACACCAUCAAAAAAUUACUUCUGGUAUUUUGGGAAAUUGUUCCUAAAACCACUCCAGAUGGGAGACUUUUACAUGAAAUGAUCCUUGUAUGUGAUGCAUAUAGAAAGGAUCUUCAGCAUCCUAAUGAAUUUAUUCGAGGAUCCACUCUUCGUUUUCUUUGCAAAUUGAAAGAAGCAGAAUUGUUAGAACCUUUAAUGCCAGCUAUUCGUGCUUGUUUGGAGCAUCGUCACAGCUAUGUUAGAAGAAAUGCUGUUUUGGCCAUCUAUACUAUCUAUAGAAAUUUUGAACAUCUUAUACCUGAUGCUCCUGAACUGAUACAUGAUUUUCUGGUGAAUGAGAAGGAUGCAAGUUGCAAAAGGAAUGCAUUUAUGAUGCUAAUUCAUGCAGAUCAGGAUCGAGCUUUGGAUUACCUAAGUACUUGUAUUGAUCAGGUUCAGACAUUUGGAGACAUUCUUCAGUUGGUUAUUGUUGAGCUAAUUUAUAAGGUCUGUCAUGCUAAUCCAUCAGAAAGGGCUCGUUUUAUUCGUUGCAUCUAUAACUUAUUACAGUCAUCUAGUCCUGCUGUAAAAUAUGAAGCCGCUGGAACCUUAGUGACUCUCUCCAGUGCACCUACUGCAAUCAAGGCUGCUGCUCAGUGUUACAUUGAUUUAAUUAUUAAGGAGAGUGACAACAAUGUAAAGCUCAUAGUUCUGGAUCGAUUGGUCGAAUUAAAAGAGCAUCCUGCUCAUGAACGAGUACUACAGGAUCUGGUUAUGGACAUCCUAAGAGUAUUGAGCACACCAGACUUAGAAGUACGCAAGAAAACUCUGCAGUUAGCACUAGAUCUUGUCUCUUCUAGAAAUGUUGAAGAGCUGGUUAUUGUCCUGAAGAAGGAAGUGAUUAAAACAAAUAACGUGUCUGAGCAUGAAGAUACUGACAAAUACAGACAACUCCUUGUGCGAACAUUGCAUUCCUGUUCUGUCCGAUUUCCAGAUAUGGCUGCAAAUGUUAUUCCUGUGUUAAUGGAAUUUCUUAGUGACAGUAAUGAAGCGGCAGCUGCUGAUGUCUUGGAGUUUGUUCGUGAAGCCAUUCAGCGCUUUGAUAACCUGAGAAUGCUUAUUGUUGAGAAGAUGCUUGAAGUCUUUCAUGCUAUUAAAUCCGUCAAGAUUUACCGAGGAGCAUUGUGGAUCCUGGGAGAAUACUGUAGUACCAAGGAAGACAUUCAGAGUGUGAUGACUGAGGUCCGAAGAUCCCUGGGGGAGUGCAGACCUCCCCUGAGAGGAUUCCUGCUGGAUGGAGAUUUCUUUGUCGCCGCCUCCCUUGCCACAACUCUGACCAAGAUUGCUUUGCGCUAUGUAGCUUUGGUUCAGGAGAAGAAAAAGCAAAAUUCUUUUGUCGCUGAGGCUAUGUUGCUCAUGGCCACUAUCCUUCAUUUGGGAAAAUCCUCUCUUCCUAAGAAGCCAAUUACAGAUGAUGAUGUAGAUCGAAUUUCCCUGUGCCUCAAGGUCUUGUCUGAAUGUUCGCCUUUAAUGAAUGACAUUUUCAAUAAGGAAUGCAGACAAUCCCUUUCACACAUGUUAUCUGCUAAACUCGAAGAAGAGAAAUUAUCCCAAAAGAAAGAAUCUGAAAAGAGGAAUGUGACAGUACAGCCUGAUGACCCCAUUUCCUUCAUGCAACUAACUGCUAAGAAUGAAAUGAACUGCAAGGAAGAUCAGUUUCAGCUGAGUUUGCUGGCUGCAAUGGGUAACACACAGAGGAAAGAGGCAGCAGAUCCCCUGGCAUCUAAACUUAACAAGGUCACCCAAUUGACAGGUUUCUCAGAUCCUGUAUAUGCAGAAGCUUAUGUGCAUGUCAACCAGUAUGAUAUCGUCCUAGAUGUGCUUGUCGUGAACCAAACCAGUGAUACUUUACAGAACUGCACGUUAGAGUUAGCUACUCUAGGGGAUCUAAAACUUGUGGAAAAGCCAUCUCCUUUGACUCUUGCUCCUCAUGAUUUUGCAAAUAUUAAAGCUAAUGUUAAAGUAGCAUCAACAGAAAAUGGAAUAAUAUUUGGUAACAUAGUUUAUGAUGUCUCUGGAGCAGCAAGUGACAGAAAUUGUGUGGUCCUCAGUGAUAUUCACAUUGACAUCAUGGACUACAUCCAGCCUGCAACUUGCACUGAUGCUGAAUUCCGUCAGAUGUGGGCCGAAUUUGAAUGGGAAAACAAAGUGACAGUUAACACAAAUAUAAUUGAUUUAAAUGACUAUUUACAACACAUAUUAAAGUCAACCAACAUGAAAUGCCUCACUCCAGAGAAGGCACUUUCUGGUUACUGUGGCUUUAUGGCAGCCAACCUCUAUGCUCGUUCCAUAUUUGGAGAAGAUGCACUUGCAAAUGUCAGCAUUGAGAAGCCUAUUCAACAGGGACCAGAGGCCCCUGUUACUGGCCAUAUAAGAAUUCGUGCAAAAAGUCAGGGAAUGGCCUUAAGUCUUGGAGAUAAAAUCAACUUGUCUCAGAAGAAAAAUAGUAUAUAAGAAUAAACAAAAAGUCCUUGCAGCUUUAUAGUUAAAAUUUAGGUAUGGGCUUACUGGACUCCAGCGUCUUUUGUACUUUCAUGCUUUAUGUUAUAUAGAAUCUGAGUUCAUGCUGAAUGCAUUCCAGCCAAUAAUUUAUAGCCUUUCCCUUAAAUCAAGACUGAGUUUAAAAUUAUAGUUUGUCUUUUGUCUUAACAGUUAUAAAUGCUGUCUUCAAAGUAUAUAAUGUUCUCACAUAUACCAAGACCAUUUUCACAAUAAACAGAUCUAUUUCUAAAUCUUUUGUUAUUUUAUAAAUAAAUAUACAAUUACAUAAUUUUA